GCGCGCAUGCGCAGUUUGCGGCGCACAGCCAUUACGAGAAAAAGAGAAAGGUGAUGUUUCUGCUCUGGAGCGCGUUAUAAACGGAUAUUUUAAUGGUGUUCUCGAAAACGGAGAUUCGACUGAGAAAAUCUCCUUGGCCGUCACCUUCCGAGCGAGCUCCAAACAUCCGCCGCCAUCGCCGUCGGUGUCUGUUUACGUCCGGACGCGUUUGAUAUAAAAAAGUUGUUUGGAUAGUUAGGUUGAUAUCAUGCUGGGCGAUGCUUUUGGACAUCGUGUUGAAUCCAGCGUGGAGAAUAAAGCAGCGAAGAUAAACAGAUCCAAACAAGCGCUCUUGAAGAAGAGAGGACGAAACGUUCACAGCAAACCCAACAAAGCGUCGGGAAACGUCAACAAAAGCAGCUUUAAACCUCCAUUAAGCACCAAUGAAGAGCUCAAACCAGCUCAGUCUAAACCAGCCACGAAUAAACAGCAGCUGAAGCUAAAAACCGAGAGUUUCGACCGAGGACUCCAGCCCGGCAGGCCGUCUGCCCACAGCUCGAGCCGUCUUGAGAAAACCACAGAGAGCCUGAGCAAACGGAGACAGUGGAGCAAGCAGAGAAACGUAUCGGACGACACUCGUCUCCCUCAAAGACAGAAAACGCCCUCCCUGAUGGGGAAGAGCCCAGCUGAGGGCCUCGGGAGGGUCGGCGCUUGCCCUCCUGAGCUCUCGCCGGAGUCUGAGAAGACGUACGCUGGAGCGAAGUUCAGCGAGCCUCCCUCGCCCAGCGUCCUCCCCAAGCCGCCCAGCCACUGGGUGGGAGAAGGGGCUCUUCAGACGGACGUACAGCAGCACCGCAGCAAAGAGCAGAUGUCUGUGCACCUCAAAACCCUGCUGAAGGUCCGAGCCCAGCCCUGAACUUCAGAAAACAACACGGACUGACUGGUAACAUCUCGUUCAAGAGCUAUUCGGCUUCGUUAAAGCGUUAAAAUGAAAUUAUAAACUGAGCCGGCCUUUCCAAACCCCAAUGAUUCACUUUCUCCUGUGGAACACAAAAGACGAUGUUCUGGCGAAUGUUAACGACCGCUUUGACUUGAAAAAAAAAAUGUCCACGGAAGAAAGAGAGUCAUGACGGGUGGAGAACUGUUAACAUUUUUGGAUGAACUACGCCUUUGAAUAAGACGACAUGCGGAAGUGAGAACACGGAGACGUUUAAUAUGUGUAUAUUUUUUCAUGUUAGUUUACCUGGAAGAGUCAAGUUAGUUUUGUUACUGAAAUGUAAUCGGUAUCAUGAUAUUCACGUUCGUGUAACACCAGCGCGUGGAACGUUUUGCACAAGAAUGAAAGUGUCUGAGAUAUUUCAGACAAUGUCAACUCGUGGACAAUCAGCGUGAAGAACUGGACCGCUAGCAGCAAGAGAGUGGUGUUUUUCAUUUUGGUUUGGGUUUUGACCUUACGUUGAAGCACUGUGGACUGUAUUUCAAUAGAAUAAUUUGUUUUUAAUUGUCUGAAGAAUGUAGUACUUUUGUAUGGAGCACAUAACAAAUAAUAUAUAUAUAUAUAUAUAUAUAUAUAUAUAUAUAUAUAUAUAUAUAUAUAUAUAUAUAUAUUUGGGUUGCAAUGUAAUGCACAGGGCUCCAUAAAUUUUGCAUGUGUUGAUGUUACACUUGAUUUUAAAUUCUUUAAAACUCAUUUUCUCACUGCUUUUCAUUAUUUUUUAUCACCUGCAUCAAACAGAAGAAGACAGGUGGAUACAAUAAUCGUAUUUAUCUUUUUAUCCCGCACACGAUGAAAUAAAGGUUUUGGUCCGAGCUUUUUGGUGUGUUUGAGACUAGAGGCUCAUCGUUGGUCUGUUGUUGUAAGUUAAGCGUAUUUUUGCACGUUGCAGAAAAAUAUUCUCACAUUUCUGCAAGCAUUCGGAUCCCAUUCUUAUUUAAUGUCUCGCUUCAUAUACUCCACACUGUUCGACUGUGUACUGUGUUUAAAGCUAAAAAGCAGCCUACGUGGUGUAUAAGAAGUGCAAAGUGUAUUCUAUUCGGAUUCAAACAUUUGACAAAUAAAAGCUUUAAAAUCGA
Molecule: messenger RNA, 2052 nt
Organism: Puntigrus tetrazona (Sumatra barb)
Lineage: Eukaryota; Metazoa; Chordata; Actinopteri; Cypriniformes; Cyprinidae
Gene: pnrc1
Product: proline-rich nuclear receptor coactivator 1
Exons: 2
Coding region: 248-895 (215 amino acids)
Biological process (GO): nuclear-transcribed mRNA catabolic process, nonsense-mediated decay
Cellular component (GO): nucleus; P-body
Source: RefSeq, a predicted model, not a curated record